AUGGACAAGCCUCCUACUGGCGACGAUAUUUCAAAUAAAAUUGAUUCCGUCAUAAAACAUUUGAAAGCGAAUAGUAUAUCUUUGACUGAGGUUGAGAAGCUCAAAUCCUAUAAGAAACUUCGUGCGAUUAUUUUUACAAAAUCAAAAUCAAUCAAUCAUUUAUCUUUGUUCAGAAAGAUCACGUUUAAAAUUGAUAUUUACAUAAUUCUUUCCGUUUUAUUUGGUCUGCUUGGUUUAAUUACAACAUUUCUCUCUUAUUACGGUCUUGAAUUGUUCAUUAAUGAAACAUAUAAACAUCUAUUUGAAAUCGAUCUACGACAUGAACAAUGUUUGGUACCUAAAUUAGAAUUUUUACUUGAUAUUGUUCGGCCAGCAUCGAACUGUGAUCUAUGCCGGAAUAUUCAGAAUGUUGAUCGUAUCAAUAAUGUUACACGUGAAGAAUUUGAAGAAAAGUAUGCUUAUACUAGACAUCCUGUGAUAAUAACGGACGCUAUGAAAAAUUGGCUAGCAGUGAAAAAGUUUAAUUAUAAUUUCUUUAAACGUUUAUAUCGUCCAGAUUCAACCGCAUUACGUUCAGUUGAAGAAGUCUGUCAGUUUUUUCCCUAUAAAAACAAAGCAGAAUUUGAUACACUGGCUGAUGUUUUUAUGAUGGAUACUGUACGUGCUUAUAUGUUAGAAACAAAUUAUAAACCAUGGUAUGUUGGAUGGAGUAAUUGUGAUUAUUCAACUGCUUAUUUAUUAAGACAAUAUUAUUCAAGACCAUAUUUCUUACCAGAGCAGAGUGAAUCAUCCAAAGGAACACCAGGUCUUGGAGCGCAUAUGCACAUUGAUAAUGUUGAUUUGCCAUCAUGGCAGGCACAAGUCAAAGGUCGAAAAAAAUGGACAUUACGUCCUGCGCCAGAAUGUAUGCUUGCCUGUAAAGAAUUAAAUAUAAUAAUGCAACCAGGUGAAAUUAUUGUACUAGACACAAACUGGUGGUAUCACAAGACAUAUGUGAUAAGUGAAGACGAAAUAAGUAUCACGAUUGGAUCAGAAUUUGAUUAA
This is a messenger RNA of Didymodactylos carnosus, 1044 nucleotides long. NCBI's taxonomy places the organism in Eukaryota, Metazoa, Rotifera, Eurotatoria, Philodinida, Philodinidae. The record is from the annotation of a GenBank genome assembly.